UCCUCUCUAUAAAACCAAAUGGUCAUUUCGUUAUUCUUCAAAAGAAAAACACUAAAAAACUCAUCUCAAAGCUCAGCCAAGGCAAGCCAUGCAAGUACAGGUCAGUAAUAUUUCAUUGUGGGCCUUAAAUGGCCACCAAAGCCCAAACAAGCUCCAACUGAGAAGCCCAUCACCAAAACCCAGAUUCCGAGUCUCAGCCGUGGCCUCACCACCGCGGCCGAUAAAACUCCAUCAGCCGACGAUGUCGCCGGCUAAAGAAGAAGUGUUCAAGUCGCUAGAAGGGUGGGCCACCGAAUGGAUUCUUCCACUGCUAAAGCCGGUGGAGGAAUGUUGGCAGCCCCAAGACUUGUUACCCAACCCAUCAAAUUAUGAUGAAGAAUUCUUCGAUCAGAUCCGUUCGAUUCAAGAUCGUGCGGCUGAGAUUCCAGAUGAGUAUUUUGUUGUGUUGGUUGGGGAUAUGAUCACGGAGGAAGCAUUGCCUACUUACCAGACCAUUAUGAACUCUAUUGAUGCCGUUAAGGAUAGGACUGGAGUUUGCUCCAGUCCAUGGGCUCGGUGGAUCCGCGCUUGGUCCGCCGAGGAGAAUCGCCACGGUGACUUGCUUCGUACCUAUUUAUACUUAUCGGGUCGGGUCGAUAUGACCAUGGUUGAACGGACUAUCCAACAUUUGAUUGGAGCUGGCAUGAAUGGAAAUUUCAACAACAAUCCAUACUUGGGUUAUGUGUACACAUCAUUUCAAGAGCGAGCAACAUUUGUGUCGCAUGGCAACACAGCUCACUUAGCGAAAAAGAGCGGAGAUCCACUCUUGGCGCGCAUUUGCGGAACUAUUGCAGCCGAUGAGAAGCGACAUGAGAUUGCUUACGUAAAAAUGACCGAGAAGCUCUUAGAAGUUGACCCAAAUAAUGUCAUGCUCGCAAUCGAGGAAAUGAUGAGGAGAAAGAUCACAAUGCCGGCCGCUCUUAUGUACGAUGGAUGCGACCCCAUGUUAUUCCACCACUUCUCAGCUGUGGCUCAGCGCCUAGGCAUCUACACAGCCGAUGACUACGCUGACAUCUUGGAGUUCUUAAUCAAACGGUGGAGGUUAGAGAAGAUGGAAGGGUUGAAUCCCGAGGCUCAAAGGGCGCAAGACUUUGUUUGUGGCCUUGCGCCGAGAAUUAGGAAGCUUCAAGAGCGAGCUGAUGAGCGUGCACAAAAGAUGGAGCCUCUUAGUGUCAAGUUUAGUUGGAUUUUUAACAAGGAGGUUCUUGUGUAGAAGUAAAAAUAUAUUAUUAGGGUUUUAAUAAAUAUGAAUUAGCGUAAGAAAAAUGAGUGAGCAUUUAGAAUUGAUGAUUAUAUAUGAAGAAUUUACGUGUUUUAGUAUGUCUAACUAUGUCGAAGAAAUAAUUUGUUAUGUUGUACUUUUGUAUUUAAUUUGUCUCAGUUCUUUGUAUGCGCACUUUUAUCUUUUGAUGAUGCAAUAAAUAUGGUUGUAAGAAGGGUUUAUAUAAUAUAACUUAUUAUAUUUUGUAUUGUACA
Cannabis sativa is the source of this 1515-nucleotide messenger RNA. Its product is annotated as stearoyl-[acyl-carrier-protein] 9-desaturase 6, chloroplastic. The record is from RefSeq and is a predicted model, not a curated record. Gene Ontology annotation, cellular component: chloroplast stroma. Gene Ontology annotation, biological process: fatty acid biosynthetic process. NCBI's taxonomy places the organism in Eukaryota, Viridiplantae, Streptophyta, Magnoliopsida, Rosales, Cannabaceae. Gene Ontology annotation, molecular function: stearoyl-[ACP] desaturase activity. The transcript is spliced from 2 exons. Bases 89 to 1252 code for a protein of 387 amino acids.